Molecule: messenger RNA, 1569 nt
Organism: Trichomycterus rosablanca
Lineage: Eukaryota; Metazoa; Chordata; Actinopteri; Siluriformes; Trichomycteridae
Gene: gabra5
Product: gamma-aminobutyric acid type A receptor subunit alpha5
Exons: 10
Coding region: 113-1468 (451 amino acids)
Biological process (GO): nervous system process; synaptic transmission, GABAergic; chloride transmembrane transport
Cellular component (GO): dendrite membrane; plasma membrane; neuron projection
Molecular function (GO): GABA-A receptor activity; GABA-gated chloride ion channel activity; inhibitory extracellular ligand-gated monoatomic ion channel activity
Source: RefSeq, a predicted model, not a curated record
AGCAGAAGAUACUGCAGGAUUUCUACAGCUCGUCUAAAAGAAUUCUCAGCUGCAGCAGCUGCACCAUUCAGGUACGGGCUUUGAGACACACUGCAGCGAUACUGUAAGAACUAUGUGGUUCACCACUGUCCUCCUCAGCUUCAUGUGCCAUCUAAGUCUCUCUCAGGCUACUACUGGGACUCCUCAAGAGGCUGAGCGGAAUGACAACAUUACAGUUUUUACGCGGAUUCUAGACGGACUGCUGGAUGGAUAUGACAACAGGCUGCGUCCUGGACUAGGAGAAAAGGUGACUGAGAUUAGGACCAACAUUUUUGUCACCAGUUUUGGUCCCGUGUCAGAUACUGAAAUGGAGUACACAAUCGAUGUGUUUUUCCGGCAAAGCUGGAAGGACGAGCGCUUGCGUUUUAAAGGACCCAUGGUGAUGCUGCCUCUGAAUAACCUGCUGGCCAGCAACAUCUGGACCCCUGACACUUUCUUCUUAAAUGGCAAGAAAUCCAUUGCUCACAACAUGACUACACCAAACAAACUGCUGAGGCUAAAAGAUGACGGAACACUUCUCUACACCAUGAGGUUAACCAUUUCUGCUGAGUGUCCUAUGCAGCUGGAGGAUUUCCCCAUGGAUGCUCAUGCCUGUCCUCUCAAGUUUGGGAGCUAUGCCUACCCAAUCUCAGAGGUAGUUUACAAAUGGACCCAGGACCCUAAAACAUCUGUCGUGGUGGCGGAGGAUGGCUCACGUCUCAACCAGUACCAUCUGGUUGGCCAGACAGCUGAUACUGAAGACAUCAGUACCAGCAGAGGCCAAUACACAGUAAUGAGGGCACACUUUUACCUGAAGAGGAAGAUAGGAUACUUUGUGAUCCAGACCUAUAUGCCAUGCUUCAUGACCGUCAUUCUGUCCCAAGUCUCCUUCUGGCUGAAUCGAGAGUCUGUCCCUGCGAGAACUGUCUUUGGUGUGACCACGGUGUUAACCAUGACCACGCUUAGCAUCAGUGCCCGGAACUCUUUGCCCAAGGUGGCCUAUGCCACAGCCAUGGACUGGUUCAUUGCAGUAUGCUAUGCUUUUGUGUUCUCCGCCCUCAUUGAAUUUGCUACAGUCAACUACUUCACCAAGCGCAGCUGGGCCUGGGAUGGCAAGAAAGCUCUGGAGGCUCAACAGCCCAAGAAAAAAGAUCCACUGGCACUGUCCAAGAAACCCAACAAUACGUGUUCCACUGGGAUGAACUUCACAGCCAACAUCACUAAGGACCCGACCAUCUCCACUAUAUCCAACAGCACCACAGUGCAGAUGAAGAGCUCUGAAAGCAAGUCGACCCCGGACCCCAAAAAGACCUACAACAGUGUCAGCAAGAUCGAUAAGAUGUCGCGAAUAGUGUUCCCUGUGCUCUUUGGAACUUUCAACCUGGUGUACUGGGCCACGUACCUCAACAGGGAACCUCCGGUCAUUAAAGGAGCUGUUUCAUCCACAUAGAAUGACCAGCGCUGCAUUCACCACCCGGGAGUCAAUCCUUUUUCCUGCUUUUUUCUUCAUCUUGCCAUAAAACUAAACUUGCAAGGAACAGAAAAGAUGCC